Molecule: messenger RNA, 5320 nt
Organism: Myodes glareolus (Bank vole)
Lineage: Eukaryota; Metazoa; Chordata; Mammalia; Rodentia; Cricetidae
Source: RefSeq, a predicted model, not a curated record
CACGCACACGCACACGCACACACACACACACACACACACUCAGAGUCCUCGCUUUCUGCAUGUAAAAAUGUGUGUGUUCUUUAGAAGCCAGUGGUUGGCUGGUUUUCCGGACAUGAUGUGGUUGAAGCUGUCAUCGUAAUGGAAAUUCACUGCCGUAGCUAUGGUAAAUCGAGUGUUCUGCCUGUGCUGAAUGCAUUAGUCUAAUGAGAUGUUUGCAGCGGCGAGCAGGGCUGCUGGAGACUAGCUGUGAGCAGUAGCACACGGGUGGAAGCUAGCGUGUGCAACACUGGGGUGCUUGUGUAGGAUGCACACAGGUGGAAGAUAACGUGUGCCACACUCGGGAGUGUGUGGAAGAGGCACACAGGUGGAGAAUAGCGUGUGCAACACUCAGGAGCGUGUGGAAGAGGCACACAGGUGGAGGAUAACGUGUGCCACACUCGGGAGCGUGUGGAAGAGGCACACAGGUGGAAGAUAGCGUGUGCAAUACUCUGGAGCGUGUGGAAGAGGCACACAGGUGGAAGAUAGCGUGUGCAAUACUCUGGAGCGUGUGGAAGAGGCACACAGGUGGAGGAUAGCGUGUGCCACACUCGGGAGCGUGUGGAAGAGGCACACAGGUGGAAGAUAGCGUGUGCAACACACGGGUGCACAUACAGGAUAUUACCUGUCUUCUAAGUCAACAUUCCGACCCGAUCAACACACUGAUCAAGCUGUAGCGCUAAAGAAGCGCCUGAGAUACCUCGGUGCUUUCCAAAGAGCGUCUCGUGAAGACACCAUUGUUACCAUCUCUGGACUUCAGAACAAGCGAUUAAUUGUGAGCUUGAACUCUGACAGGACCUCUCUUGCACGUGUGGUUUGCCUUCUCAUUCAGUAAGACUGGCACCAGCAGAGAUGCAGACACAGAAGGUCCCAGGGAGGAAGCGUGGCCGGCCUCCCCUUCACUCCACACCAGCGCAGAUGGCAGUCCGUAAUCUUUAUUCUGCAUCUGCUGGCUCUGUACCAGCAGUGACGAUCCCAAAGAAGAGAGGGCGGAAACCCAGGUACAAGAUCAAGCCCCCGGUGCUCAUGACUCCCUUGGCUCUGUCACCUCCACGGAGUACCCCAGAACCUGACCUCAGCUCCAUUCCUCAGGAUGCAGCCACCAUCCCCAGCUUGGUGGUCCCACAGGCUCUUACAGUGUGCCUCUACAUCAACAAACAGGCUGAUGCAGGGCCAUACCUGGAGAGGAGGAAGCUGCAGCAGCUUCCUGAGCGCCUGGGGCCUGAGCGGCCUGCAGCUGUCCUGCAGCAGGCGGUGCAGGCAUGCAUAGACUGUGCACACCAGCCAAGGCUCGUCUUCUCCCUUGUCAAGCAGGGCUACCGUGGUGAACUGGUGUCAGUUUCUGCUUCCUUUGAUGGAAAGCAGCACCUGAGGAGUCUGCCCGUGGUGAACAGUGUGGGCUAUGUCCUCCGCUUCCUGACCAAACUGUGCCGUAGCCUCCUGUGUGACAACCUCUUCAGUCACCUGCCCUACCCUGGGAGCCUCAGUGCCUCCGAGAAGACCCAGGAGAGAGAGGAUGGAAGGCCUGAGUCAGCCCAGGCAGCCACUGCUGAAGAGUGUCUGGCCAACCCUGUGGGCAUGGACCGCUACAGCAUGGACACCUCCUCCGCUGCCUUUAGCCACAGGGGCUCUUUGGCCCACUCCUCCUCCCAGUACUACAAGAGGCUGAACUCUGGAGACUGCCACCUUGGAGGAGGCCCUGCCACUACCACCAGUGUUUCCCGUACCAACCCUGUGCCCUCGGGUGGGCCAUCAACACCCGGACUGAGGUUCCCAGCCUCCAGCCCCAAGAGGAAUGAAGGCGAAGGAAACAGAUGUGCCUCGAGCCCCUCUCCAGAGGUGCAGGAUGCCAGGCGACCAAGCAGCAGAAACCCUUCUACCUGGACUGUGGAGGAUGUGGUUCGGUUUGUGAAAGAUGCUGACCCUCAGGCUCUGGGGCCUCACGUGGACCUCUUCAGAAAACAUGAGAUUGACGGCCAUGCCUUGCUGUUGCUGAGGAGUGACAUGGUCAUGAAAUACCUGGGCCUGAAGCUGGGACCCGCCCUCAAACUCUGCUACCACAUUGAGAAGCUGAAGCAAGCUAAGUUCUGAAGUUCGCGGAGUCAUCUUCUGCCUGACCAGCACCCAGCCAACGUCACAAGUAGACUGUCUUCUCAAAAGCAACACCCACAGAGACUUUUUAAUGAAAUGUGUGCAUCUUUGCCAUUUCUAACAUUCCAGAUGGCCCCUUUCAAAGGCUCAACUGUGUUAUUGAUUUGCCAGAAAAAAAAAAUCACAAAAGCCUAUUACAUUUAGUGUCCCUGACAUGCUGGUCAUCUUUAUAGGUGCUAUUUGUGUCAUGACAGAGUGGAUAACUGAACGCUAUCACCCACAGAGUACCCCCGAGGGGGCCGUCAAAGUGAGAGAAGGACCUUAUCCUUGGAGGGGCUCUGGUGUGGCCCGUGGCAGGAGCGCCCUCUCCCUGUUCUGGGGACCCACCAGCAUGAGCCCCACUGGAGUCAGCUCUGGGGUGACUGCCUCGCCUUGCACUAUCUGGAAAGCUUGAAGGUUUUUGCUCGCUCAAAGAGAAACGAGGAAAAGAUGUUUUCUAGUCCUAGCUACUGAAGUCCUCCAUUGCUCCACCAGAGGGCAGACUACUAAUGAGAUUUCAGCACGCAGACGGCGGUGGCCUGCCCUUUCAGACUCAAUGGCUGGGCUUCUAUAAUCAAGACCUGGCCUGCACAGGGAAAGGGGACCAAUUCCAUAGCUAGCAUCCCAGAUUGCCACUUGAGAAGGAAGUGUGAUCUGGAGGGUUCCAGAUUCCCUAUUGACUGACCGACGAGGUAAGAAUUUGGACACGACUGUCUGCCUAAACAAAGAUUUGGAGCCCCUUCCUUCCCAGACUCUUGCUGCGGUCUGAGAUGGUGGCGUGCAGGAGAAUCUCAGUGACAUUUUGCUAUGGGCAUUUCUUGAAGAAAAAGAAGGGAGAAGAAAAACUGUCUCAACAACGCGUGAAAUAGGAGAGCCCUGAUUUCGGGUUACGUGGCUGCAUUCUGUAGCUGAGUCUGUGGCUAAUUUUUCUAGUCUCCAACAAAUACACAGACGUGUUUUUAUUGGGCUUAAUUCAAUUUACAAAUAGGUUUUCACUCCUUCACUGUGAAAUAAUAAGAAAAAAGAAUUGAUUUUCUACCCUUUGCAGCUGUGUCCAGAGAGGGACGGAGCCACGGUUUACUGGGCAGAAGGGUGACCUCUUUGCUGCUAUUCUUUGUCAAGUGCUUUCCUUUUGUUUAUUUAGACUAGAGAACUCCUGGGCAAUCCUUUUUCUUAAAGGUGGAUCUGGGGAGGGUGGGGGUCAAGAGUAACUCGGGGUCUGCCACAGCCACAAUGUGAAUUGGAAAAGGCAUCUCCCCUUGGGUUGCAGCCUAAGCGAGGUCUCAGCUGGCAAGGGAGCUGGAGGGGUUUUGACCUCUCAGCUCUCAGCCAGAUGUCCUGCUCCAGAAAAAGAAAGGCGUGGCCACUUGCAUGGAGCCACCUACUGUACGGAUCAGCUAACAUGUAGGCGAAGACCACAGAAAAGAUCCAUGCUGUGCUACGGGACCCACUUUGAUGGUCCCUGUUUGAAGAAGGGUGGCAGGUCACUGCAAGAUCUUUGCUAGCUAUACAGCGGUGGUUGGACUUGAAUUAUGACAGAGAAGGAGAAGAAUGUCCCAGAACUUCCCACUGAAUGGAAACUUGAUCAGGUUUCGGAGGAGCUUGAUGUCUCUUAAUUUUGUAUGUGACAAAAUGACCUUGAAUCAGACCUUGGGGAGAAUCUUUAAGAUGUUAGAAGCAAGGAGCAGACUGCCUUGCGGACUGAUCGCUAGCGCUAGGUGCCGCUGCUCUGACGUUAGGUCCUUGUCUCAAAGAGCGGCACGUAAUUCCUGUCGACAGAAUUGCUGGGUGAAAGUAGGGAGAUCUGGAAAAAUCGCUCAGCUCAACUGUUUUUGCCCUGUCCCUGUAGACUCCUGGUACCUCUUCCAGGGACGUGUAAGCUUCCCAAAUGUCCUGCUUACCCUUACCAGUGGCUCCCUGGUGUCCCCAAGUUAACAUAUGCCCAAACAAGUCAAAGAAACCUCAAGGAGCUUUUGAAGGAGAAUUAGGACCUAGUUCAAGUCUAAUGGGGACUGGAGCUGUGUCCCCAUACAGGGACUCCCAGUCAGGUGCUGUCUUAGUUCACACGAAGCCUUAAAUUAGCUUGACUGCAGAAUCCCAGACAUUUAAGGUUUGGCCAAAAUAUUUAAAAAUUAAGAAACCAAGAAGCCAUUUCAUUAUUCUUGGCAUGAAGGCUGCAAGGCUGCAGAAGAACCAGUGGAACCAAUUCUUCUUGCCUGUUUUUGCAUGGAAUCUAAUUAGCCGACCACAUCAUUGUAGCAAUGCUGCAAUCAUAAUUAAUUUUCAUCCCUCUCAAAAACCUUGUCAAACAGGGCAGCUAAAUAGCUUUUCAAAUGUAAAACAUGCCAGGCCAUUUCCUCUAAACAGACCUUAAAGGUCAGGCCGUGGCGGUCACUCUGGCCCAGAUGGGAAGGACUUGAACUCACAUUUGACAGGGUAGCUCACUCGCUGUUCCAUCUGCCCAGCUUUGCUUCAGGUUGUGGUGAAUAAUGGUCAAAUUUUGCAUAAUUCCAAAUUAAAGAGUGCGCAUGCUCCAAACAUUUCCAAUUACAUUUGUCUGUUAAGCACUUGGAGAAAAAGAAUCGAGAUACUUCUGUUGCCUAAAGCAUUUUUAAUGUUUUAUGAAACACAUUAUUCCCUUUGUGAAGAUUUUAGAUAAAAGUCAUGGUGUGUGUGUGUGUGUGCGCGCACGCACGCAUCUCUUGAUACUGGAGUUGAAAAGUCUAAGGAAGUGGUUGGCAGUGAACCACGUUCUUAAAUAUCUUUCCAGCUUUGUCAUGUGGAGGCGGUGCCCAGUUUAGCCCUCCUCCUGGCUGUUACUAGGUGUUUCCUCUUACUGUAGCGGGGCCUGUCCUGUGGACAGCUAGGUGACCAGAACAAUUCUGGUUUCUAGACUUGUUCCUCUCACGUGGCUGAUAUGACCGGCCAACCCUGAGCAUCUGGAUGCCUGAGGAAAGGGCACCCUGGGGAGCUGCAGGCUGAGAGCGGCUGCCUAAGGUCUCAACCGUGUCUACCAGGAAAGGCACGGACCUGUUUUCUCUUUUCAACCGUGUCUACCAGGAAAGGCAUGGGCCUGUUCUCUCUUUUCAAUGGAAGUGUCAAUGUUAUUUCUCUCUCAGUAGAAAUAAAGGAGCAGAGGACUCCUCAGAUAAAA